GAGCUCGCCAGUUUGUAAUCCUAAAAUCCUAAAAUGAGUUACAUCUGGUUCGUUCAGCCAUUCAAAUGACAAAAAUGUAUGGGGAAAGAAUUCAUAAAAAGGUCACAAACUGACUUAUAUUAAGCCUGUGUUAACCGCAGACAUUAUUUUCGGCAUUUAUCCCAAAACCCAAUUCUUUCCUAUUCAUUUUCGCCAUAUGAAUGGCUGAACGAACCAGAGGUAACUCAUUUCUGGGUUUUAGGAACACAAGAUGGCGUUCUCUAUGUCGAACAAGCCGAUUGACUAAAUAAGGGUCAUGCACGCCGAAGCAAAGCACUGCUGAAAAACUACUUUACCCAGAAGCUCUUUGUCAAUUUAUGGCGGAAUCUACAGAGCGUGGCUAGCUACUAUCCAAAUAAACAACAACAAAAUCUAACGUUAGUGGGUAGAAGAUGCUGCGCAGAAAGCCCACCCGUCUGGAGCUGAAGUUGGAUGACACGGAGGAGUUUGAGAGUGUCAAGAAAGAGCUUGAGAGUCGGAAGAAACAGCGAGAUGAGGUGGAUGUUGUUGGCGUGGCGAUGUCGAGUGACAUGGUGGGGGCCGGUAGUGGAACAGGGGAUGGGAAGACACGGGAACAGAUGAUCAAUGAGAGAAUAGGCUACAAGCCCCAUCCUAAACCCAACACCUUGCCAUCGCUCUUUGGAAACCUGCAAUUUUAGGUUCCUAACAGACACAGAGACCACUAAAAUGGUUGGCCCCUCCAGCAUUGGUGUGUGGUUGGCACCGUGAUUGUGCUCUUGACAUGGUCAGGGGUAUUUGUUUACCUGAGAAGUGUAUCUCUACAAAGAAAUGUGUACUUUGAGGAUCAUAUUGCAUUCAUAAGUCUAAAGUAAUGUUGCUGCAUUUACCUGAAAAGUUAGGACUUGCGAUGCAAAGGGUGGCCUUUUGUACAAUGUAAUGUUUGAUGGGAGGGGUCGUGUACAGUGGUUUCCCUCCUUCAUUACAAACAUCCAGACCUGGUAGCAUCUGUGCGAAGAUCGAUUAACUGAAUGGACUUGAACUAAAUCAGUCAUUACUUACAAUGGUAUGCUUGUACUUUUAUUUGCCUUCGAUGCCGCAUUAUGUCAAGGACAGGAGACUGCAACAGAAUCUAACAAAUACAGUUCUUGAAUGAUACAA
Messenger RNA from Oncorhynchus mykiss (rainbow trout), 1158 nucleotides. Its product is annotated as anaphase-promoting complex subunit CDC26. The record is from RefSeq and is a predicted model, not a curated record. Gene Ontology annotation, biological process: regulation of mitotic cell cycle; anaphase-promoting complex-dependent catabolic process; protein K11-linked ubiquitination. Gene Ontology annotation, cellular component: anaphase-promoting complex. NCBI's taxonomy places the organism in Eukaryota, Metazoa, Chordata, Actinopteri, Salmoniformes, Salmonidae.